UGUCCAUUCAAGGACAUUAUAGCCUUUCACAUUUGUUUUCUCCUACCCUGUAAAACAACUAUUGUCAGUGAAGCUGAAAUGCAUGAAACAGCAACUAAGUAGCAGGUGGUCACAUUAACACAUCAUCUCUAUCUGAGACUCAUAGGGAGGAGACCAAAUAAAAAAAAAACAGGCUAUGACUGUCUUCCUGUAUAAGCAAAAAGGGCACAUUUAUCAUUACUGCAUGAAGAAACACGGAGCAACAUAUCUGAAGAGUAACUCAAAACUCCAGAAAUUUAGGGUACUGAUCUCUCCCAGCUGUGUUUGACAAAAAGUACCAGGCAAGCAUCCCGACCCUGCAUGUAACCCAGAUAAAAGUACCCCAAAACUCAGUCCUUGCUGCUUCUCAUGCUUGACCCAACUAGCACACACUCUCAUCUGGCAAUCCCAACAGACGUCUAUAUUCUGAAUUAUUUGAGCAUCUGGAAAAGUCCUAUCAUGUAUCACUAACUCAGAAGAACAGCCUGGCACUGCUCUGAAGACCACAAUUGCCCAAAUCAAAACUAUCCUACAAAAGAAGAAAUAAGCAAUAACCCUAACAGGAAAUUUGGAAUAGGCUUCUGUUCCUUUCUGGCAGAAGGAGACAGUACAGCAUUUUUGUACGUGUAUCGACAACAUCAGCAACAGAAAAAGAUGGGAAUAGAAUGGUUUCUAAUGUGCAUAUUACUCUGGUCAACCUUUGGAAUGGUGCACAUUGGUGCCGCCCAAAAGCAGGUGUUUGCUACAGAAGGAAAAGAUGCUCUUUUACCUUGUACUGGCCCAGGUAGAACUAAAGUAUCAUUCCAAUGGUUAUAUGAGACCAGAAGUGUUGUUCAGAUUCAUUAUACUGGAAUGCCUCGAUAUGGAAGUGGAUAUAGUAAUAAUCGGAUUACAACUUUCGACUAUAACAAAGGGAACUACUCCAUAAAGCUAUCAAAACUUACCAUGCCUGAUGGUGGAACCUACAAAUGCACUUCUUAUUCUUCUGAAUUAGAUGUAAUUAAACUUCAUGUCAUAAAAGUCACAUCACCAGACGGAGAACAUUAUCUACACUUAACAGAUGUCAAGUUAAAGUGUGACAUUAAUCCUCCGAUUUCUGAAAACUUAAUAACAUGGUUGAAUCCCAAAGGUGAAAGUGUGAGUAGCUCCAGUAGAUAUCACGUCAGUGAUGGUGAUAAAACUCUGGAUGUCAGAAAUAUACAAAUCCAGGAGAGUGGACAGUGGAGGUGUCGUGUCAAGGAUGCAGAGGCUUAUUACACAGUGCAAGUCUUGGGUAUCAGUGACAGGAGCCAGUCUGUGAUGGUGUACACGUCUGUAAAUCAGUCAGCUAUCCUGCCAUUGGAACUCACCCAGGACAUCAAGAAUUCAAAAUUUGGAAACUUCAACCUGAAGAAAGGAGAGCUUCUGAGAUUAAAAGAAGAAGGAGGACGUAGCACGGCACUGGCUUUACUGAACAACUCACAGCAAAAACUGUUUUGGGAGGAGACUGAUAAAAUUCAAAAUGAAGGUUCAGGACAUAGUUUGUCCAUUCGACUGGUGUCUGCUUCCUUUCAGGAUGCUGGACGUUACAGAUUUCAUCUGACCUUUGACAAGGGAACGUUACAGAAUGAUGUGCACCUGGUCGUCUUGCAAGUCACAGCAAGCCCAGAAGGUAAGAUCGCUGAAAAGGAUACUGUUAAUCUGACGUGCCAAGUGUCAAACAACACACCUCCUUUGAAACUUGUCUGGAAGAAUAUGAAUGACACAAGCAAAAAAGUAGAAGGCCAAGAGGGAGUCAGGUAUCUGACCAUUUCCCUUACCGAGAAGACACAGGAUCAGUUCGAUGUCUGGACAUGCAAUCUAAUGGAAAACUCAGAGGUGAAAGCUAGUGCUGAAUACAAACUAGAGCCAAAGGAGGACAACAGUUUCCUUGGUGGGAUUCCACAGUGGGUUUUCUUCACGGCUGGGAGUCUAGUUUUACUGAUUCUCUUUAUUAUAGGCUGUAUCUUGUUCUGCACUUCUACAAACAACCGCAGACAGAGAAGAGAAAGAAGAAUAUCCAUGAUGAGACAUGUCCUCGACCCACAGCGCACAUGUCAGUGCCACAAGAUGCAAUAUGAACUGUACAGACCCUGAAUAUGGAAAACAUGGAUGUUCAGAAAUCAAAAAGACUCUUUCCUAUACUAGUAUCUUGAAAGUAUUUGCUACAACUGUGUGCAGGACGCCAAGUUCUUUGUGCAGUACAAAGCUCCUGAUUUGGAUCUCCAGAACUUCUUGUCUGCAUUAAUAUAGUAUAAAUGCAUAUACUCCUAUGAAUGCAGUGUCUGUAUUGCUAUACGAAUUAUGUGUAUCUGUGUUUUUGUUGCCUGACAGGAGCUACUUUCUUAUUUUUGUAUCACACGAUCAUUUGAAAGAAACAACGCAUCAGAGAACGAUAUGUGAAAGACGGCAGUAAAACACGAUAAAAUGAGGAUGGAUAUGUGUAUGUACGUCACAGUAUGGACUAACAGCUACAAUUUUGUUAUUGCUCUGGAAUUUGCUUGUCCCCAUGUAAUAUGUAUUUAUUAAUCCUGAAUCCAUCCCAACUCUGGUGGUCAGAUCUAAUAGCAUAAGUGGGAAUAACAAUAAAACUUUAUUUACCAAA
Protopterus annectens (West African lungfish) is the source of this 2641-nucleotide messenger RNA. RefSeq lists its product as uncharacterized. Bases 673 to 2133 code for a protein of 486 amino acids. Gene Ontology annotation, biological process: positive regulation of ERK1 and ERK2 cascade; T cell activation; interleukin-15-mediated signaling pathway. Lineage: Eukaryota; Metazoa; Chordata; Ceratodontiformes; Protopteridae. Gene Ontology annotation, molecular function: protein tyrosine kinase binding; MHC class II protein binding. The transcript has 12 exons. The record is from RefSeq and is a predicted model, not a curated record. Gene Ontology annotation, cellular component: external side of plasma membrane; membrane raft.